This is a messenger RNA of Punica granatum (pomegranate), 769 nucleotides long. Lineage: Eukaryota; Viridiplantae; Streptophyta; Magnoliopsida; Myrtales; Lythraceae. The record is from RefSeq and is a predicted model, not a curated record.
GCGCUGGCGGUAGUCAUAGCCAACGAACCUCAUUCUCAGCCGCCAAAAUUGGGUACGGAGACGAAACCCUAGCUCGAUUGAUGAACGCAAAAUUAGGGACUCCAUGAAAGCGGGGAGGAAGAAUCUGCAGAGAGCAACGAAGGAGCAAGAUGUAACCCUUCAAGAUGGGGAAAGCAUUGUUCAAGUCGUCUCUCUCCGUGGUUCCAAUCUUAUUGAGGUGACAGAUGCAAAAGGCCUGAAUUCGCUGGCGUUGUUUCCGGCUAAGUUUCAGAAGACUAUGUGGAUAAAGCGAGGGAACUUCAUUAUCGUUGAUGACAGCGGAAAGGAUAAGGCACUCGAGUCAGGCAGCAAGGUGGCUUGUAUUGUUUCUCGAGUCCUCUCCUAUGAUCAAGUCCGAGUACUUCAGAAGUCUCCUCAGUGGCCUGAAGCUUUCAAGUCCCCGAUGUCGGAUGAGCCCAAUAAGAGUCCACAAGGACAGACCUCGCUAGGAGUAGAAGAAGAAGAGAACGACUCGGACUGCAGUGAAGAUGACGGCCUUCCCCUUUUGGAAGCAAAUACGAAUAGGAUCAGACCGUUUGAAUUGCAUGGGGAUACUGAAUCGGAUUCUGAUUCCGAUACUGAUUCUUGAAUAUUUUUCAAAGAGUUUAGAUUACAUGAAUAACAAGAAAUUCCUUAUUGCACGUUUGAGGAUCAUUUGAGCAUCAAAGUUGACAACAUGUAAAACUGUGAAUUUAGAUCAUAAUUAAUGAUGCCAAUUUGCAUUUCAUAA